This is a messenger RNA of Paramecium sonneborni, 389 nucleotides long. Lineage: Eukaryota; Ciliophora; Oligohymenophorea; Peniculida; Parameciidae. The record is from the annotation of a GenBank genome assembly.
CAUCAAUGAAAAUCUUAGAUUAAAUCAAGUAAGAAGUUGAGCACUAAAUGCAAACCAAAUAUGGCAAAAGCAUCUCCAAAAGAUAUAAUAAAGCUACUUUAACUAUACGAUGGAUCCUCAUCUACAUGGUUCUAGUCCUAAACUAAACAAUUAAAUAAGUAUUCCUUUAUUAUAAUUUUUAAAAGUCAUCCGAUUUAUUAGGAAUCAAUUAUACUGCAGCUAAAAAUAUUUAUAGACAAUACAAAAAUUAAUAUUUAAACCAAAAUCUAUAAAGAAGAGCCACAAUCUCAUCAAGCAAAAACUAUAACUGGAAAAAAUUUUAAGUCAAAGUUAUUUGUCAAUAAACUCAAAUCCAUUCAUAUACACUUGACUUAUAUAUUCAAAAUUGA